Molecule: messenger RNA, 2982 nt
Organism: Leptidea sinapis
Lineage: Eukaryota; Metazoa; Arthropoda; Insecta; Lepidoptera; Pieridae
Gene: pb
Product: homeotic protein proboscipedia
Exons: 4
Coding region: 336-2345 (669 amino acids)
Biological process (GO): regulation of DNA-templated transcription
Molecular function (GO): DNA binding; DNA-binding transcription factor activity, RNA polymerase II-specific
Source: RefSeq, a predicted model, not a curated record
AUUCCGAUAGUAGAACUGAUAACAAAAAUUUUAUCAAUUGAUUAUUUUUUUUUGUUGACUGUACAGAGUGAAGUUGGACAAAGUGGGAAUUUGAUGAUUCAACAGUGAUAGUGAAGUGAUGUGAUGUGGUGAUCACGUAUUGAUGCCAUAAACUGUUGAUGAUUGUUGCCUACUGUUUUAAAAAUACUAUGGUGAUGCUGUCGAGGCGUUCAUACACAGUGAGCUCUCGACUGAAGACGACACACAACAGUAAAUGCGGUGGAAGAUGCUAGCACCAGCUGCCAAGCGUAAAAUAAACUCAACACGUGCAUGACCGUGGCUCGACAGAGGCAGCAAUGCAAGAGAUAUGCAACACCGCAUUGCCGCUGGAUACUAACCCGUUAGUACGUAAAAUAAAAUGCGAAGAUUUCCCUGUAAGAGGAAAACAACCCGCAAUUGGCAUGGGAGUGCGAGAUGAAAUGGAAGAGGAGUUUGCGGUGAAGGCGAGAAACACGCCGCCUAUGGGUCCAGCACAAGUUCAGGACCAUCGCAUGGAGCAUGGAGGAAACGGCUUUUGGUUAGCGGCGGUUACAGCGGCCGGCGCACCACAUCCAAUGCUGGAAACUUGCACGGAGACCGGCUUCAUUAACAGCCAACCUUCGAUGGCAGAGUUUAUGACUGCUCUUCCGCAGCUAGGCGGUGGUGAACUCAGUCCGCAGCACACACCUCCUGGAUACGGACCUGAUCUGCCAUCGCCAGGUGGUGGACUCAACGUGCCCGAAUAUCCGUGGAUGAAAGAGAAAAAGACCACACGAAAGAACAGUCAACAAGAAAAUGGCCUUCCGCGCAGACUUCGAACAGCUUACACGAACACGCAGUUACUAGAAUUAGAAAAAGAAUUUCAUUUCAACAAAUACUUGUGUAGGCCGAGACGAAUAGAGAUCGCUGCAUCGCUUGACCUUACAGAGAGGCAGGUCAAAGUAUGGUUUCAAAACAGACGUAUGAAGCACAAACGACAAACUUUAAGUAAAAGUGAAGAUGGAGAUGACAAGGACUCGACAACUUCUGAAGGAGGAAAAAGCAAAACAGGACUUGAAAAAUUCGUUGAAGAUGAUGGGCCUUUAUCUGGAAAGAAAAGCUGCCAAGGUUGUGAACUACCUCCAGGUGCAUUAUGUUCCCCGACUGAAGACUUGCCCGAAUUAGCAUCCCGAACACGAAAUAAUAAUACGCCUAGCGCUACUAAUAAUAAUAGUUUUGCGAGCGACGGUGCAUCCAGUGUUGCAUCAUCAUCUUCUCUCGACAAACUCGUUGAAGAAGAUUCAAGAGACUCGCAUCCUCCUAAUAUACCCUCAGCACCCAGAAACUUAACAAAAAGAAUCAAACAAGAAUCUAGAAAACGUUCACCAUCUUUAGACACAAUUAGCAAAGUUUCACCAUCCUCAUCGAAAGAAGGACUAAUCGGAAUUGCUGGCUUAGGUGACAAUGGAAAAUUUUCUUCAGUAAACCUAACGCCGUCAUCCACGCCAGGCACACCUUCAAGCAUGCAUCAAAGUCCCUUGGGUCACUAUCCACGUCCUUCACCCCCUAAUUUACCAUCAGGACCACCGCAUACGCAAGCAGUGCCCAACGCAAUACCGCCUUACGUUAUAAGGGGUAAUGCACCUCCUGGGCAAUUCGUACCUCAUCCAGAUUUUCGCAUGGAUAGCAAGCAAUUCGUGGGAAAAUUAGCCCAGUAUUCUCAAGGGGGCAGAACAUAUGAAGCGUACGGAUCAACUCUGCAAGGCGAUCAACAUAUUUAUCCACGCAAUCAUCCGAAUGCAAGACAAGAGGCGACACCCUCUGGAAGAUCCUCAAACGGAGUAAGUUCAAGACAGAACUACCCGCACGAAAUAUAUCAGAAUUAUGGUUAUACAAACUAUAGCAAGGAGCAGGCUGGAUAUGGACAUCACGGAUAUGAUCAAGCUCAAGGAUACCCCAGUGAACAUGGAAUGGCAUAUGCUAAUAGUCAUUACGGAUAUCACUAUCAUGAAGGGCAAAGUGAAGCUGCUCAUGGGUAUUAUACAAGUGACGGACAGAAAGCAAGCCAUGGUGCAGAGUAUGGCAAAGGUUCUUAUUACGAUGCCACCGGAUACUCAGGUCAAGUUAGUGCAGCGGCUGCUGCAGCGUACUCCUCUAGUGGUGUUCAGUCUGCGGCAGAACCUUACACCGGCCCAAAUGAAUGUAGUGACACGUAUAGUUCCUUCCAACAGUUCUAUGAGGCGUCCCAUGCGACACCGACACCUGGCGAAAAUUCAAAUUCCUCUUCAGAUUUCCAUUUCCUUAGCAACCUGGCUAAUGAUUUCGCUCCUGAAUAUUACACUAUUUGAGAUAAGGUUUUCGCCGAAGAGGCGAGCAAUCUAUUUGUGUGACAUUGUUAAGGUUUAGUUGCACAAAAUGUUUAAUACUGUUAUGUAAAUAAAAACGGUUAUAAAAUAUAAGAAUAGGAAUACAAAAGGAGACGGUGUUAUCAAAAACAUCGCCAAAAGCAUUUCUAAUGUUUAUCUCUUCUUUCCUAUGGUUCAUAUUAGGUAUAGUAAAGUAUGACAUUAAACCUCUCCACACAUUGUAAGUUAAUGUAAUUAAUUGUAAAUACACUUAUUUAACUUAUAGUUUAAAAUUCAAUAGCUAUUAAUAAAUACUCAUUUUAUCUCAAUACACAUGUUUAGAAAAACGUUAUAAUUUAGUUAUCUAAUGCAACAAAAACAAGGUAAUAUUAGCUCUACAUAUAAGUUAAAAAACUAGCAUAUUCGAAACAGUGAAUGAUCUCAAUAAAAUUAAAUAUUCGAUUACAUAACCAUAGCAUCAAAAAUGACGCAUUUACAGUGUCAUUUAAAUUUAAAUUGUAAAUUAAAUAUUAGACAGGUAAUACCUAAUUCGGUUUCAAAUAAUUUUCGACAUUAAGAUAUUUUUAAUGAAAUUAAGGAAUAGUCGUUGCCUUAUUUAGUUAAUAUUGUUUCAUGACUG